Messenger RNA from Xenopus tropicalis (tropical clawed frog), 1229 nucleotides. Its product is annotated as serine/threonine-protein kinase N2-like. Bases 172 to 1065 code for a protein of 297 amino acids. Gene Ontology annotation, molecular function: ATP binding; protein serine/threonine kinase activity; transferase activity. The record is from RefSeq and is a predicted model, not a curated record. The transcript is spliced from 8 exons. Lineage: Eukaryota; Metazoa; Chordata; Amphibia; Anura; Pipidae.
CAUCUCUCUUGAUGAUUUUGAAUUCAAGAGAUGGCUUGGGAGCGGAAGCUUCGGAGAGGUGAGUUACUCAGCCCUAGUUACAAUUAGACCGUUUAUUAGAAUUUUCAGAGAAAUAUAAGCCUCUUACUCUCAUUUCAGGUCUUCCAGGCAAAACAUAAGGACACGGGGAAGAUGCUCGCCAUCAAACGCAUUAACAAGAUUGAGUCGUCUGAGAAGGAUAUGAUCGAAAAGGUUUUCCUGGAGAGAGACAUAUUAAAGAUAGCGAGGGACUCGAGAAACCCUUUCCUUGUGAGCCUAUUCUGCGCUUUCCAGAGCGAGCAUCAAGUCUACUUAGCGAUGGAAUUGGUUGGCGGAGGCACCUUAGAGUACCAUCUCAAACAUGGUGCACUCCCCCAUUCCAAAACUUUGUUCUAUUCUGCAUGCAUUGUCCAAGGGAUCAAGUUCUUACACGACCACGGAAUUGUCCACCGAGAUUUAAAGCCUGACAAUAUUGUUCUAGACAGUGCUGGAUAUGCCAAAGUUACAGAUUUUGGACAAAGCAAAACAGGAAUUGACUGCACAUCUGAAAUGACCGACCAAUAUGGAAAUUCAUUUUAUUGUGCACCUGAAAUUCUCAGAGAAGAAUCUUAUAACAGAACCGUGGAUUGGUGGUCUUUAGGUGUCAUUAUCUAUGAGAUGGCUUUUGGGGAGAUGCCAUUUAAUGGUGAGGAUGAGGAUGAGCUGUGUGAAGCAAUCCUUUAUACCGAACCAGAAUAUCCAAUCCUACCGAAUGACAGAACCGCUUUAAUAAUAAGAAAACUCUUGUACAAAAACCCCAAAUUCCGCCUGGGAUCGGCUAGAAACGAUGGGGAAGAAGUGCAGAAUUUCUGUUACUUUGAGACUAUAGACUGGAAAGCGCUGAUGGACAAGCGGUUGAAGGCGCCAUUCCAGCCCGGCGACAAUUUUGUCGUCGGUAAGCGACGUGGUGGUCGUGUUACAACUCCCUUAUAUUUCAUCCACCCAACUGACCCAACUGUGCAAGCGGCAUUCAGUACAUUUGAUGAGUUGCCAGUAGACAUCCCAUAAAGUGAUACAAUUGUAUAGAAGUAGAAGAUAUGCGCUUGUAGGUGCCGGAAAGAAGAUGCAGGGCUGUCUCGCUUCUGCUCAGACUGUAUGGAAAGCCCAGAAAUAAAAAGGUGAGUGUAGAUCUUUAAAAUGAAAUUAGCAGGGUCAGAUAUACAAUCGCUUUA